Messenger RNA from Desarmillaria tabescens, 1092 nucleotides. RefSeq names its product WD40-repeat-containing domain protein. Gene Ontology annotation, cellular component: small-subunit processome; 90S preribosome; t-UTP complex. The transcript is spliced from 6 exons. Gene Ontology annotation, biological process: maturation of SSU-rRNA from tricistronic rRNA transcript (SSU-rRNA, 5.8S rRNA, LSU-rRNA). Lineage: Eukaryota; Fungi; Basidiomycota; Agaricomycetes; Agaricales; Physalacriaceae. The record is from RefSeq and is a predicted model, not a curated record. Bases 1 to 1092 code for a protein of 363 amino acids. Gene Ontology annotation, molecular function: RNA binding; protein binding.
AUGGAGCCCGACCAAAAUUUCGGAGUCUUGAACGACUUGACGAUGGUGGAUGCUGGUCCCUCUGGUGAACAUAUCUACACCCUAACAAGAACCUUAGAAAUGCCCCAAGGAGCAGUGCUUUGCUUAGGGACAACAGAUGAUGGACAGUAUCUAGCAGUGGGUGGUACCGGUGGCAUCACAUUGUGGAAUCUCCAAUACGAAAAAGUCCUGGCUUGUCCUUCUGGUGAGGGACAGAGAGGAGCUACCACUGUUUUGACCUGGGUUCGAGAGACUGACGAACCCAUGGAGCUUCUUUUCUUUGGGACCCAGAAUGGUCACCUGGUCACCUGGAAACAGACCAUACUGCAAGGCAAAGUAUUUGAAGAAACACAGUCACUUCAAAUCUGCAAUCCCAGUGAAAUCACCUGCCUUGACUAUGACCCUUCAUACAACAGGCUGGUUGCGGCAAACCACUGUGGCAGCAUUGUCCUCUUUUCUGUUGAGAGUUCUCUAAUCCCUCUCAGCUAUAUUACGAUCCCAGAUUAUCUCCCCAAAGUGAUUUUCUUUGGUCAAGUGUCUGGAAGCGAUGCAAGUCGUGAACUUUUGGUUCUCAGCUUGGAAGGCCAAAUACACGUCCUUAGACAUCAUGACAGGAAAAUGCGCAAGCACAAGUCUCUUGAUGUCAGCGGAAAAAUUGGCAAUGCUGCAAUCACUAGUGCCAAAGACAUCCUUGGGAUAGAUGACCCUUCUGAAGGUGUAGCACUUUAUCGUCUACAAGACGGAGCUAGGGUGUGGACUUUCCCGGUACCUGUCAGGAAGUCUUGUCGUCCGCGUCAGGUUGCAUUUGCGGAAGAAGGCAAAGUUGUUGUUUCUGGUAGUGAUCAUGGCAUGGUAUAUGUCUUUGACUGUAGGAUGGGUAGUAAGAUUGAUGCAUUACGCAUAGACCGGGAGGACUGGGUUCAGACUUUGGCGACUGUGUCCCUCAAAGAGAAGCCUUGCAUCUUGGCUGCCAGAUCUCGAGAGCUAGAAAAGCCAGCCUUGAUCUUCAUCUGGGAAAAAGGAACAAAGACCUCGACCAUGACUACCAUCCUAAAACCUCUAACCUUUGGGUGA